AUUUAUUAACGGAAAUUCAUGAAGGUCGUAGAGAAAAGAUCAUUCCCGAUACACCUGAAGCUUAUGUACAAAUUUAUACCGAAAAUAAUCAAAUGAGCAUAAAAUCUAGUCAUCAAUUAUCAAAAGAACAGCAGGUUAAUUCAAAUUCUUAUUCAAAUAUUUAUAAUUCAUCACAUUAUAAUUAUAUGAAUAUGUGUAUGUCAACUAAUGAUUUCUUCAAUAGCAAAUCAGUUGUUAAUUUAAAUUCUGUUUCAAGUAUUUAUAAUUCAUCACAUGCAGAAUUAUCCCAAAUUAUUCACAAUAAGAAUAUGGAUGAAUCGACUUAUGUUCCGAUUACAAAAUUUUAUCUUUUGAUCUCAGAAAUUGGAACCGCUUUUAACGAAAUCUUUGACAUUGAAGUGGUUGCCGAACAUAACAAACGAACUUUCAAUGUAAUAAUAACAAUUAAAAAAUUCGCUAGAGAAAUUUCUCAAAUGAAAACUUUAAUAAAAUAUAUUCAAGCAGGCAGUAUUGAGAAAAGUUUAAAUGAGCUUUGUUCCGACCUCAAUGAAUGUAUCAUUUCAUUAAAAUCCAUUAAAGAUAUAAUUCAUGUUGAAGAUGUAAUUAAACAAUUCAAAACCGAUCAAGUUGAUUUAAAUAAAUAUCUGGAAGAAAUGAAAAUUGAAGAUAAAGAAAAUGGUGAUGUCAAGAAAAUUAGAGAAGAAGUUUCUUCAAUGGUGGUAAAAGUCAAUGUAAUGAAUCAUACAAUGGAAAGAUUAACGAGCGUCCAUGUUGUUACCUCCGAACAGGAUCAAAUGAGAAUCGAUCAAAUUUUCCGGGUUCAUAAGCUAAAUUUAUCGAAUUAUAAAGAAACAAAUGAUAAUUAUAAACCACGGCAGGGUGUUACUAAAUGGGUUGAUGAUAAAGGUCAAGAAUUUGCAUUCAAGAAUAUUUCUAAUGCAAAAGAGGACAUAAUUAAUAUACAAAAUCAAGUUACAAUUCUUAAAGAAUUUCAAAAUUACCAAUAUAUUAUUAAAAUUUUUGGACUGGUCAAUCAUGCGAAUAUAUUCUAUUUGGUAACAGAAUGGGCUGAAUUUGGAAAUUUACGCGAAUUUUAUACAAACUUUAAAGAUCGAUUUAAUUCGGAAUUAAAAUCACGAAUAUCCCUUGAUAUUUCUCGUGGAUUAAAUUUUCUAAGAUCCGUUGAGAUUGUUCAUCGUGACGUUAGAUCCAAGAAUAUUUUAAUUACAUCGGAUGAGAAAGCGAAACUUGCAAAUUUUAAAUUAAGACGUUCUUCAGGUGAUGAUACAUUAAGUCAUGCUGUAAAUCUAGAACGUGUUCGUUAUUGUGCUCCUGAGAUGUUGGAUAGGGCUCCAAAUGUUAAGUAUGAUCAUAGGUGUGAAGUUUUUAGCUUUGGAAUCUUACUUUGGGAAAUCGCUGAAGCAAGAAUUCCGUAUGAACAAUAUGAUGAUAUUCUAGUUAUAUCCGAACUUAUAAAGAAACAAAAAUAUCGCGAGCCAUUUUCUGAAAAUAGCUGUAUUCCCGAAGAAUUCAAAAAAUUAGUCCAUGAUGCUGUUAAUCCCGAUCCAUAUUUCAGACCAAAACUUGCUGAUAUGGUUAAAGUACUUGGAAAUUGUUUUAAAGGAUAUCGGGAUAAUUCUUUAUUAAAAUCUUAUAGUUUAGAUCCUUCAACAAACCAAAAUUUCAAAUUGACAAAACCAAAACGAUCUUUCAAUUUCGAUCAAGAUGAUGAAUUACCAGAUUUUGGAUCAUUCGGUUACAUGACACUUUCUGAAGCAGAAAAACAACAUAAAUCAAAUGGAGAUAAAGUUGCAGCAUAUAAAUGUUUCGAAGCAUAUUCAAAAUUAGAUCAAAUCAAGGCCAAAUAUUGGAAGGCAUAUUACAUUUCAAAAGGAUUCGAUGAAUCACAUCUUAGCCCUAAGGAUAAAGAUAAAAUUGCUGCGGGUUUAUUUAAAGAAGUCGCCGAUGAUGAUGAAGCAAAUGAAUUUCCUGAAGCGAAAUUAAGAUAUGGAGAUUGUCUAUAUAAUGACAAAGGUGUUGAAAAGAAUAUUUCAGAAGCUCUCGAAUAUUUUGUAAAGGCUGCAGAUAAUGGCCUUAGGGUAGCAAUGUAUAAUGCAGGACAAUUGUAUUAUUCUGACAUUGCUGGAAAAAAAGAUCAACAAAAGGCUAUUCAUUACAUGAAAUUGGCUGUUUAUAAUGAAUAUAAACCUGCUAUUAAAUUUUAUUUUUAUUUUCUAUCGUUGAAAGCUAGUUAUUGA
Messenger RNA from Funneliformis geosporum, 2258 nucleotides. The record is from the annotation of a GenBank genome assembly. NCBI's taxonomy places the organism in Eukaryota, Fungi, Glomeromycota, Glomeromycetes, Glomerales, Glomeraceae.